Messenger RNA from Suncus etruscus (white-toothed pygmy shrew), 846 nucleotides. It is a transcript of the gene FGF19, whose product is annotated as fibroblast growth factor 19. The transcript has 3 exons. Gene Ontology annotation, cellular component: cytoplasm. Gene Ontology annotation, molecular function: growth factor activity; fibroblast growth factor receptor binding. The coding region runs from base 1 to 846 and encodes 281 amino acids. The record is from RefSeq and is a predicted model, not a curated record. Gene Ontology annotation, biological process: positive regulation of cell population proliferation; animal organ morphogenesis; cell differentiation. Lineage: Eukaryota; Metazoa; Chordata; Mammalia; Eulipotyphla; Soricidae.
AUGCCAUUCGCCGUAAGAAGAGCCCCAACGCGGCGGGUACCCCAGCGCCCCGCGGGGGCGACGGCGACGCUCUAUAUAAAGCCUCGGACCCGCAGGCUUCGCGCCGUCGGAGCGGGGAGCCCUGUGCCCACCACCAGGCCCGUCGGAGCCGGAGCGCGCAGCCCCCCGAGCGACGCCCCCGGACUGGCCAUGCGUUGCGCGGCGAGCCCGUGCGCCCCGGUGCGCGCCCUGGUGCUGGCGGGCCUCUGGCUGGCGGCCGCGGGGCGACCCCUGUCCUCGGACGCUGGCCCCCACGUGCACUACGGCUGGGGCGAGCCGGUCCGCCUGCGACACCUCUACACCGCCGGCCCCCACGGUCUCUCCAGCUGCUUCCUGCGGAUCCGCAACGAGGGCGCCGUGGAUUGCGCGCGGAGCCGAAGCACGCACAGUCUGCUGGAGAUCCGGGCCGUGGCCCUGCGCACCGUGGCCAUCCGUGGCCUGCACGCGGCGCGGUACCUCUGCAUGGGCGCGGAUGGCAGGAUGCUGGCGCUGCCUCAGUACCUGGCCGAGGACUGCGCCUUCGAGGAGGAGAUCCGCCCCGACGGCUACAACGUCUACCGCUCCCCAAAGUAUCGGCUCCCCGUGUCCCUGAGCAGCCCCCGGCAGAGAGAGCUGUACCGCGGGAGGGGCUUCCUGCCCAUGUCCCACUUCCUGCCCCUGCUGCCCAGCAGCCCGACCCAGCCCCCGGACCCCCAGGAGCCCUUGGAGCCCGACUUGUUCGCUUCACCCCUGGAAAUCGACAGCAUGGACCCCUUUGGGCUCGCCUCGCAGCUGGGACACGUGAAAAGUCCAAGUUUUCAGCAGUGA